CGCGCAUACGUCGUGAAAAAGGCAGUAGGCAUGAUGCAUUUGCGACUCUGGUCAUUGAUGAUGACUGCUGCCAGCGCUCUCAAAGCCUCCUGGACAAAAGCGCCCUCUGGCCCAAGUGCGAGGUCAGGUGCCUGUGCGGCAGCCGACGGCGCCGGCGCUUACCUAUUCGGUGGCUAUGUAGAGCAGGCUGACACGAGUCGAUCGGUCACGAACGACCUGUGGCGCUUCUACGGCGGCGAGUGGCGCCUCGUCGCGCCGGCGGGCGCCGACGCGCCGCCGCCGCGUUUAUGCGCGACGCUGGCGCACACCGGUGACGCUCUCGUGCUCAUGGGCGGCUGGGACGGUGCUGACGGCUUCUUCGACGACGUCUGGACGUUUCGCGAGGGCGCAUGGGCGCGGGAAGCAGCCACGCUGCCCGGCCCGCGGAGCCGCCACGCGGCCUGCACGCUUCCGGAUGGUCGAGUCGUGGCCGUGACGCAUCGCGAGGUAUUCGUCUACGACCCGUCGGACGGCUCCGUUACCACACAACCGACGACGGGUCCGCCACCGUCGGCCAGAGGCCUCCACGCGAUGGCUCGCGUCGGUGCUCAUUCGGUGGUCGUGACCUGCGGCGCCGCCCAGUCGGGAGAGAUGACGGGCGACGCGUACGUGCUCGAUUGUGAUACGUGGGAGUGGCGCGCGCUCUCCGCGACCGGGCCGGAGCCGCGCGCCGCUGGCGCCGCAGCGCCGCUCGAUGACAACCGCGUCCUCCUCGUCGGUGGCGCGGCGCGUCUCGCACCACCGCUGGCUGGUCUCGCACCGCUGGACGACGUCUGGUGCCUCGACGUCGUGGCGGAUGCGUGGACGCGCGUGGAGACGAAUGCGGGCUUCGGGCCGCGCAACGCCCACGUGCUCUGCCGCCUCGGCGACGGCGGCUUCGUGGUCAACGGUGGUUGGGUGCCGUUCGUGCGCACCUACGACGACACCUUGCGGCUCGAGGUGGAUUCAUCCUGAUUAUUUGUUUUGUCCAGUAAGAUUGUAC
Molecule: messenger RNA, 1021 nt
Organism: Pelagomonas calceolata
Lineage: Eukaryota; Pelagophyceae; Pelagomonadales; Pelagomonadaceae
Source: the annotation of a GenBank genome assembly